UCAUAGUACACGUAUUGCACAGACACUUGGACCUGUGUCCCGUCAUCGGGAAUCCCCAGCAUUAAAUUCUAGCAUGUUCUUUAAUGAUGCCAACUGGUACUAACAACAGCUACCUCAUUGUCUCCGUUGGCACCACAAUUCAAACCACAGGACCUACGAAGAGAGCUACUGUAUUUUACUAGUGUCCUUCUGGUUUCAGAGCUUAAUUAUAGCGGUCACCAAACCGAGCAGGUAUCACACGACGCUACUGCUAGCUGCCGGCGCCAUCUGCAAAUGGAGGACUCCACAUCCGAUCUGCUAGAGGACUGCAAAAACCUGAACACGUCAGAGCUGCCGCCGCUAGUUCUCAUCGACGGAGAAAUGCUCAACUGGGACAUGUCCAAAGCACAGCUCGUGCAGACUUCACAGGAGGAUAUUGAAUCCCCAUCUACUUCUCAUAAAGAAGAGCCUAAGGAACUGAAGCAAUGUAGCCAAACCGAAAAGCAGUCCGAUGUUCAAGUCGUGGUGCCGAACUUUGAGAUGCUAAACAAACCGCCGGACAGCCGAGUGCAGAGACAGGUGAGUAAGGAAGAUGAAGAGCGGACGAGAAUUCGCAGGGAGAAGAACAGAGCCGCAGCCGAAAGAUGUCGUCAGAAAAGCAAGGAUCGGGCGGAAGGUCUCAGGAAGAAAACACUUCACCUGGAAAACUCGAACUCAGGGUUGCGCGCGGAGAUCGGGCGGUUGAAGCUGGAACUGAGGACACUCAGGGCAGAAGUCGCCAGACACAUGACACUGUGCCACAGCGGGGAGAUAAUAGCACAAGAGUGGCAGGAUUUUAUGAGGAAACUUGAGACUAGCAAUGAUCCAUAAAACUCUAUCAACCCUCUCCGCCAUCUUGGAUUUGGAGGUCAUCAAGAGUCGUUACCAGUCCCAUGUUUGAAACCGACCUAUCAGCCUCAGUGUUUGCACCUGCGUUAACUUUCGUUACCGAUUCGUUCAAAUUAGUGUGACUGCUAGGCUGUAGCUUUAAUAUCCAAUAGUUUAUUAGGGGACUCGAAAAAAACAUUGACAGUAUAAACAAACAAACAAACAAAAACAUACAAAACAUAUUGAGAGUUCAAAGUUCAUUCAGAGUUCAAAGGUCAUUACUUGGGUUAUUCCGAGUUUCAUACAUGUAUGUACAUGAUAUAUGAUAUGAUGAGUUAUGAUUAGACGAUGCAUGUCAUUGUAUUGUUUGUUGUCAUGUAUAUAUUAAAUUAAGACCCAAUGUCUCGAGUUGAAUAGAGUUAUUAGCACUGUAACGUUUACAAAAAAAUCCGAAGCGCUGAUGGAGUGUUUAUAGGAAGUAUACCUGGCUGAAUGAUAUUCCCCUGCUAAAGUAAACAGACUUUAGGCUUGUUGUUUUUUCCUGUGAUAAUUGGGAAUCCCUUGAAUAUAUACACAAUUUAGUUGACUAAUUAGGGGGUUCCCGUUUGAUGCAAUGCAGUUGGGGAGUCUAAAACAGGUAGAAGAGUCUACAUGGGGUUUUCUAAACGGAUUAAAUAGAUUUACUAGGUAGAAAGUUUAACUAUGUGUAUAUGUGUGUAUAUGCAAGGCGCUCUUGCACAAUAACAUAUGCACA
Messenger RNA from Branchiostoma floridae (Florida lancelet), 1600 nucleotides. RefSeq names its product cyclic AMP-dependent transcription factor ATF-2-like. Gene Ontology annotation, biological process: regulation of transcription by RNA polymerase II. The record is from RefSeq and is a predicted model, not a curated record. Gene Ontology annotation, cellular component: nucleus. Bases 274 to 849 code for a protein of 191 amino acids. The transcript is spliced from 3 exons. Gene Ontology annotation, molecular function: RNA polymerase II cis-regulatory region sequence-specific DNA binding; DNA-binding transcription factor activity, RNA polymerase II-specific. NCBI's taxonomy places the organism in Eukaryota, Metazoa, Chordata, Leptocardii, Amphioxiformes, Branchiostomatidae.